CGUUUCGUGAAGAGGAGGAAGAUAACGAGAAUAAUUCUGAUAGUCAGCAAGAAGAAGCAGACUCUGAAGGAGAAAUGUUAUCAAUACUUGCUCAUGUAAUUGGCUCAUCAACAUCAACUUCAAGACGAAAAGAUUUUGAAGAGGAAGUUGACCUAGAUGACGAAGCCGAGGACGCAUCGGAAUCAAAUCAAACCUACAAAAGAGGAGUAGCCGAAGAAGAUGAUAAAUCGAUACAAAAUAAGAAACGACGAGACGAAUAUCAAGAGCAAGAUCUCGUUGAAGAUGAACUUGAGCCGGAUCUUCCAAGCGGGUAUGGUGCUGAAGAUCAAAGAGAUGUGAAUAUAGACAUGCAAGGUGGCGUUGGGAUCAUCUCGAACGGUGUGGGUGGUGUUGGUAUGGAUAUUGAUAAGGCAGAAAAAGUUGUUCAAGAAAAAGAGAGAGUCACAACUCCAUAUAUGACAAAAUACGAAAAGGCUAGAAUCUUAGGUACUAGAGCUUUGCAGAUCAGUAUGAAUGCACCAAUCCUUGUUGAUCGUGAUAAUGAAACCGAUCCUCUUGAAAUUGCAAAGAAGGAACUUCGCCAAAAGAAGAUUCCCUUAAUGGUACGAAGAUUCCUUCCUGACGGGAGCUAUGAGGAUUGGCAUGUUAGGGAGUUGAUCAUACCUGAUGACGAAUCCUCGUCUAGAGAUGCAAAUA
Messenger RNA from Racocetra fulgida, 696 nucleotides. The record is from the annotation of a GenBank genome assembly. NCBI's taxonomy places the organism in Eukaryota, Fungi, Glomeromycota, Glomeromycetes, Diversisporales, Gigasporaceae.